GCCUAGCACCCCGAAUAGAAACCCGCCUCCAUCCCUCUCUCUCCUCUCCCCCCGUCCCCCAUCCCCUUCCCUCGCAACUUGCGAUUCCCAAAUCCCGAUGCGCCCUCGCGACUAGCGCCUCCGCCUCCACCCCUCUUCCACACCUCACCUUGUCACCAGGACGGGACCACCGCCGCCGCGUCCUAUGACGUCGCCGUCCUCGCACCACCCGGACUCCUCCUCGGCGUCCUCCACCCCGCGCGCCGGGGUCGCCAACGGCAACGGCAACGGCGGCAACCACCACCACCACCACCUCCACCCGCCGCCUCUGCCCCCGGCGCCCGCGCCCACCCCGGCCGCUCCACCCGCGCAGGCGCAGGCGGGGCACGGGGGCCCGCUGGUGCGCCUCAUGUGCAGCUUCGGCGGCCGCAUCCUGCCGCGUCCGGGGGACCGCCAGCUGCGCUACGUCGGCGGGGAGACCCGCAUCGUGUCCUUCCCGCGCGCCGCGGCCUCCUUCGCCGCCCUCGUCGCCGCGCUCGCCAAGGCCGCGCCCGCGCUCUUCGCCCCCGGGGCGCCCAGGCCGUCGCUCAAGUACCAGCUGCCCCAGGACGACCUCGACUCGCUCAUCUCCGUCACCUCCGACGACGACGUCGACCACCUCAUGGACGAGCUCGACCGCAUCCACGACCUCUCCGCCAACGUCGCCAGGCCGCCACGCCUCCGCGUCUUCCUCUUCGCGCCCGCGCCCGACGCCGCCUUCGGCUCCGUCCUCUCCGGCACCGCUGGCGAGGCCGCCGCCUCCACCGACCAGUGGUUCGUCGACGCGCUCAACGCCCCCGCGCCGCCCCCCAUCGAGCGCGGCCGAUCCGAGGCCUCCUCGAUCAUCUCCGAGGUCCCCGACUACCUCUUCGGCCUCGACACCGCGUCCGACGAGCCCAGCCCAGGCCCCGCGGCGGCCCGCGCCAAGUCCGACGCCGCGGAGACUCCGCGCCACCACGGCGACGACGAGGACGACGUGCCGCCUUCCGCGCGCCAGAUGCCGUACGUCACAGAGGGAGCGUCAUCGUGGCCCGCCCCGCCGCCGCCGUACAUGGCGCAGCCUGUGUACUACUUCCCCGUGCCGCCGCCGGUCCACUACCUCGACCCGUCUGCGCAGGGCGGCUACAUGCCUCGCCCGGUCUACCACAUUGUCGGUAGCGGAGGAAGCGACGCGCCUGGCGGAGAUCUUCACGCGGCCGGCAGCGUUGGCAGCGUCUACGGCGUUCCGCACCACAUGCACGCGUUCCCGCCGAUGAUGUACCCGCCGCCGCGCGCGGUCGUCUACAACUACAAGUCGGAGGGGAUGCCAUCGCUGCCUCCGGAAGGUGGGGCACACUCUUCCUAGGCGCAUCGGCUGCUUCGCAUCUCUGGAUCCUGAUUAUUACUGCAGAUGCCUAAGCUAAGGAGUUUUGAAUUGAUGCGUUCGUGGUAAAAUUUUUAUGGUUUCGUCUAGUUCUUGUUGGUUGGUGUAUAGAUGAGGGACGGUGGAUGAUGGAUGGAUAUUGCAGUUUUCGUCUGGUAGAAAUAUAUUCAUGAAAUGUAUCUAUGGGUAUAAUAUGAUACUAGUACUAAGUAGUAUAGUAUUCAGUGUGAUUAAUUAGUACCGAGUUAAUGUAAUGUGGGAUUCAUAUAUUCUAGGUGGUUCUGCUCUCUGGAGGCCAAGUUUGGCUAUUUUAUAUUUACAUAAACUGGAUGUUGGGAGAAUGUUUUAAGCAACAUAGUGUUGUUGGAACCUCAAUCACUGAUGAGUGGUUUACAAAAUUUGAAACUGCUGGACUUC
This is a messenger RNA of Sorghum bicolor (sorghum), 1798 nucleotides long. Its product is annotated as histone-lysine N-methyltransferase 2E. Gene Ontology annotation, molecular function: protein binding. Lineage: Eukaryota; Viridiplantae; Streptophyta; Magnoliopsida; Poales; Poaceae. The transcript has a single exon. The record is from RefSeq and is a predicted model, not a curated record. Bases 185 to 1363 code for a protein of 392 amino acids.